AGGAAAGAAAAAAUGGCAGAAGUAGCACCAGCCGCAGCUCCAGCCGCCGCUCCAGCUAAAGCCGCAAAGAAGAAGGCUUCUAAGCCGAAGAAGACCGGUCCCACCGUCGGGGAGCAGAUCCUGAAAGCCGUGGCCGCUUCCAAGGAGCGAGGCGGCGUGUCGGCGGCUGCUCUGAAGAAGGCUCUGGCUGCCGGAGGCUACGAUGUGGAGAAGAACAAAGCCCGGAUCAAGACCGCCAUUAAGAGCCUGGUGGCCAAGGGGAGCCUGACUCAGGUCAAGGGAACCGGGGCCUCCGGUUCCUUCAAGAUGAGCAAGAAGGCUGAUACCAAGGCAAAGAAGCCGGUUAAGAAAGCCGCUCCUAAAGCCAAGAAGCCCGCCGCCAAGAAACCCGCAGCGGCCAAGAAGCCAGCAGCCGCCAAGAAGUCCCCGAAGAAGGUCAAGAAACCCGCAGCGGCCAAGAAAGUAGCAAAGAGCCCCAAGAAGGCCACCAAGAGCCCCAAGAAGGCUCCCGCAAAGAAAGCCGCCAAGCCCAAAGUAAAGAAGGCACCCGCAGCCAAGAAGGCCCCCGCCAAGAAGGCUGCCAAGCCCAAAGCCAAGAAGGCAGCACCCAAGAAGAAGUGAGCUGUUCUGAGUCUGCAACAUGGAAAACCUACAAAAAGGCUCUUUUAAGAGCCACACACACUUUGACUAGAGAGCUGCUUCCCUCUGACACUUAUUUGUAAUAUGAAUCUUAAUUUUGAAUGGAACAAAUCUAGAGUUUAUUAGUUCCAUCAUUUGCUUUAAUUACUACCAUAACAGACCCAUUUAUUGUAGUUGUCACAUCUCUUCAGACGUUAUAGAACACCCCCAUACAGACAAUGUUCACUUAAACUGAAACAGUAAAGUGUCCACAGUAACACACCUUCAUUAAAGAGCUGCUUCCUCCUCACAUUUAAAAUGUUGGUGUUAAAUUUGGACAGUUUCUGAAUGUAACAAAUCUGCAAACACUGAUGAGUUCAGCAUCAAUAUUCUGUUUUCUCUCCAGCAUCAACCAUUACUAUUGGUCCCCUUUUAUAUAGAUUUUAUAUAGAGUUUAACCUUUGGGGGCUGUGUGUGUGUGUGUGUGUGUGUGUGUGUGUGUGUGUGUGUGUGUGUGUGUGUGUGUGUGUGUGUGUGUGUGAUUCUGGGUCAAAGUGCACCACACUGCAAAAUGUGUUUUGUCAAUGAGAAAGUGUUAGUUUUACUAAAUGGGUGUUUCAGAUUUGCAAAUUGUGUCUAACCAGAUCAACAGUGCUUUGACAGUUGACACUGCUUUUUUCACUUAACAUAUUUGUUGUUGUUGUUGUUGUU
Molecule: messenger RNA, 1329 nt
Organism: Lates calcarifer (barramundi perch)
Lineage: Eukaryota; Metazoa; Chordata; Actinopteri; Centropomidae
Product: histone H1-like
Exons: 1
Coding region: 13-621 (202 amino acids)
Biological process (GO): nucleosome assembly
Cellular component (GO): nucleosome
Molecular function (GO): DNA binding; structural constituent of chromatin
Source: RefSeq, a predicted model, not a curated record